Antechinus flavipes (yellow-footed antechinus) is the source of this 5053-nucleotide messenger RNA. It is a transcript of the gene TTC7A, whose product is annotated as tetratricopeptide repeat domain 7A. Lineage: Eukaryota; Metazoa; Chordata; Mammalia; Dasyuromorphia; Dasyuridae. Gene Ontology annotation, cellular component: plasma membrane. Gene Ontology annotation, molecular function: protein binding. The coding region runs from base 1 to 2583 and encodes 860 amino acids. Gene Ontology annotation, biological process: protein localization to plasma membrane; phosphatidylinositol phosphate biosynthetic process. The transcript is spliced from 20 exons. The record is from RefSeq and is a predicted model, not a curated record.
AUGGUUACGAAGGGCACACACAGCACCCACCUGAAGCUGGAGAGCGAGCUGGAGCGCUGCCGCGCCGAGGGCCAGUGGGAGCGAGUGCCCAACCUCGUCUUUCAGCUGCAGAGCAUCCCGGUCACUGGCAGCGGCGGCCGGCGGGCCGGCGGCCGGAGCGUCACUCUUGCCAAGCAGGAUAUCGAUGACUUUGGGAAGCUCCUCCUUGCAGAGGCCAUGCUGGAGCAGUGUUUGAAGGAAAAUGUUAGUGACAUAAAAGAGUCCAUCCCUUUGGUGGAGAAGAACCAGCCCAAAAUGUUUGAGGCCAAAAAGUAUCUGACUAGUAUCCUCAACAGAGGGAAAUUGUCGCCGCAGCAUAUGCGAGAGGCCAUGCUGAUCCUGGGAAAGCUGCAUUACGUGGAGGGGUACUACAGGGAUGCAGUCAGCAUGUAUGCCCGGGCUGGCAUUGACAACAUGUCUGUGGAGAACAGGCCUUUGUACCAUAUGCGGCUGGUGACCGAGGCGUUUGUGAUUAAAGGCCUCUCCCUGGAACGCUUGCCCAACUCCAUCGCCUGCCGAGCCCGACUCAGUGAGAGGGAAGAAGAAGCCAUCUCCUGUUUUGAAAGGGCGUCCUGGAUUGCGCAGGUGUUUCUACAAGAGCUGGAAAAGACCACAAAUAAUAUCCAUCAAAGGGGCCUGAAAAGCAACAGCCCAACUCUGCCUGAAUUUGAACUGACAUACUUCCUGGAAGCUGCCCUGCAGAGUGCCUAUGUGGCCAACUUACGGAAAGGGAACAUCGUGAAGGGCAUGAGCGAGCUGCGGGAAGUCCUGCGGAUUGUGGAGACUAGAGCAACCCAGAACUUAAAAGUGACAGCCGCGAAGCAGCUGGCCGGAAUACUCCUCCACUCUCUGAGCGAGGACUGCUACUGGGGGCCCCUGUCGCAUCCUCUGCCUGAGUUUAUGGGCAAGGAGCAGAACUCCUUCAUCACCCAGCCUCUUAGGAAGCCCGACCUCUACGCUGGAGACAAUCUCUACUGCCCAAAUGACAACAUCGAGGAGGCUCUGCUGGUUCUUCUCAUCAGUGAGUCCAUGGCCACCCGGGAAGUGGUUCUGAGCCGUUCCCCAGAACAGAAGGAGGACCGAGUGAUCAGCCUCCAGGACGCCUCCACGGUCUACGACCUCCUGAGCAUCACGCUGGGCAGACGGGGGCAGUAUGUGAUGCUCUCUGAGUGCCUGGAGCGAGCCAUCAAGUUUGCCUGUGAAGAAUUCCACCUCUGGUACCAGCUGGCCCUCUCCAUGGUGGCUUGUGGGAAGUCGGCGUAUGCUGUGUCGGUGCUAAAGGAGUGCUCGAAGCUUCGUCCCAGUGACCCCACUGUGCCCCUCUUGGCUGCCAAGGUCUGCAUCGGGCCCCUGCACUGGCUGGAAGAGGCAGAGCAGUUUGCCAUGAUGGUCAUCAACCUACAGGACAAAGCUGGGGAGUUCCUCCCCAAAGGGUAUCUGGCGCUGGGUCUCACCUAUAGCCUCCAGGCAACAGACGCAACACUGAAAUCCACACAAGACGAAUUGAACAAGAAAGCUCUUGAGACACUAGAGAGAGCUGAGAGCCUGUCCCCCAAUGACCAUCAGAUCAUUCUCUAUGUCUCCCUGCAGCUGGCCCUUGUCAGACAGGUCUCUGAUGCCAUAGAGCAUCUACAAGAGGCUCUGAAGAUACACAAGGAUGACGUUCACUGCCUACACCUCCUGGCGCUCCUCUUCUCAGCCCAGAAGCACUACCAGCAUGCCCUGGACAUCAUCAACAUGGCAGUCACUGAGCACCCAGAAAACUUCAACCUGAUGUUCACUAAGGCGAAGCUAGAACGCGUCUAUAAAGGCCCAGAGGAGGCUCUCGUGACCUGCAGAAACAUGCUGCGCAUAUGGCAGUCCUUGCACACUACCUCUCUGCUCGGGGGCUCUGAAAAGGAUGGCAGCCUCACUGAGAUGCCCAUGCUGAAGAAGCCAACUGGAAUGCACUUGACUCUGCCUGAUAAUUAUGAGGAGGAAUCAGGCUCUCACGCUGCCUCCUCCAUCGCAGCGUCCCGACUGGAGGAGGCCAUGUCUGAACUAACAGUGCCCAACUCGGCCAUGAAGCAGGGACCCCUGCAGAUGUGGACCACGCUGGAGAGGAUCUGGCUCCAGGCAGCUGAACUUUUCAUGGAGCAGCAGCACCUCAAAGAAGCAGGCUUCUGCAUCCAGGAGGCGGCGGGCCUCUUCCCCACCUCCCACACCGUGCUCUACAUGCGGGGGAGGCUGGAAGAGAUGAAAGGCAACUUGGAGGAGGCAAAACAGCUCUACGAUGAAGCCCUGACCAUCAACCCCAACGGGCUGAAAAUCAUGCACAGCUUGGGUCUCAUGCUCAACAGACUGGGUCGACAGGACCUGGCCCAGAAGGUGCUGAGAGAUGCCAUCCAGAUCCAGAGCACCAGUCACGAGGCCUGGAAGAGCCUCGGCGAAGUCCUGCAGGCCCAGGGCCACAAUGAAGCCGCUGUGGACUGUUUCCUCACCGCCCUGGACCUGGAGGCCAGCAGUCCGGUGGUGCCCUUCACCGUCAUCCCCCGGGAGCUCUAACAGACUCCCUGCGAGCUGAGCCCGGGUCAGGGCAGCUGAGAGCCGGAGCCCUGGCUGCAGGGGCAAGGAGAACACGGCCUUAGGGAACGUCCCUCCCCCUGUCUCCCCUUGGCUGCAAGGGCUGCUCACUGAGAGCUAAGCUGGAAAUAUUUGCAUCCAAAGCAGAUUCCUUGCACCUUUGGACUCCGAGGCAGAGUUUAGAUUGAGGCUGCCAUUGUGGGAGAGAAGGACUGGAGCUCCCAGUCUGAAUGGUUGAAAGAGAGGGCAAGGGGAGUCUGUAUUCAGUGUGUGCGUGCUGGGGGGGUGCGCUCUGUGUGACUGUACUGAGUGUGUGUCCAUGGAGGACAGCCCUAGGCGCCAUCUUCCCCCUUUCUUCCCACCCCCAGGAAUCCAUUCCAAACAGUCACGGAGCCUUGAUUUAACUCAGGAGCAAAAGCGGUCUUUAGUUCCAAAGCUUAGCUUUCUCCCUUUUCUAGAUUGGGAGAAGACCAAAGACAUCCCCGAAAACCCCUUUGGUUGUAAGGGAAGGUGAUUUCUACUUUUCCUGCCUGCGAGAGCCGAGCCCCACUUCUCCCCAGCCCCUCAUUUGCCCCAGAAGAGCAGGGUUUGGACCUUGCAGUCCGUGCGGGUCCGUGUAGGUCAGGCGCUCUCCCGGCAGCGAGAGCAUCAGAAGUGUUCUCUUUUCUAAGUGCUGGGUUUAAGUUGUUUUGUCCUGUUUCCCCCCAUGUUCGUCUUGGGGUCCAAGAGGUGUUUACACUCUCCUGCCAUGCUCAGGGGCCACGGUGGAUGAUUUUUCCCCCCAAUACCCUAUAAUGAAACUAGGCUCUCAGGUCUUUUUCAGGGCCAGGUUCCUGCCAUAUUGCCUCUGCAAUGAAUCUCUGCCCUUCAGUGCAAACAGCAAGAGAAUUAGACGUUGGAACCCUUCAGGUCUUGGAACUGCUCAGGGCACUUCUUCCUUCUGUCCCAUUAAGAUUAAGGUAGAUGAAAGGGACAGUGUUCCAUUUUUCCUCCUCCCAUUCACAAGAGAUAUUCUUGGGGAGUCUUCAGCUGCACAAUCCUAUUUUGGAAACCCGGUCUUAAUACAUGUUGCAGAUGCACUUCUCCGAGGGCCCGACAGAAGUACCAUCUGUCCGUCUGCUCAGAUAGGAUGGCUUCUCCCGAGAAAGCUUCCUCAGUCCCAAUCGUCCCCUUGCCCCUCCAGGCAGGGUUGUGAGGCCUACAGAGGAGGCUGGGCCCACCACACAGAUCCCAUAGCAGGGCUGGCCUUUAUCAAGCUAAGGAUUGCAUCGGGGCAGGUCGGGAAGUCAGGGUGAGAAGGCGGGAGCAGGACUUUGGGCCUUUCCCCAACCUCACCCACCUGCAGUCUGGCCCUACACGCCCCACUUCUCCCUGCCUCCAGGCCUGGGCUCACCCCUCUCUCUUCCUUUAGAAGACAACUUUUCCAAGCAGCCCAAGUCCCAUCCUGGAGAGCCAGGCAUUUUUCAUGUAAUCCCCUGCCCACGGCCCAGGUUGGUAUGGAUAGAGCCAUUCUGGGGUGCCCAAAAAGACCUUGGCCACUCCCCCCCACAAGACGGGGUGCUCCCUAAGCCACGACGUCCCCAGAUUGCAGCUCCAUGAGCUUUUUCUGGGGGCUGUGCCUUAAUGUCCAGAGAAGAGCCCCUCAGUUAUCCUAAGCCAGUUGUAAGGGGAAGGUUAAUGGAGGGGAGGGGGAAGACACUAUUGGCCACCUUCCCAGCAAAGCCAGCCCAGGAAGGCUUCAGGCCCAGAGAUCUGCAGGCUACUCUGGCCCAAGGCUGUCCUCCCCUUGAGUAUCCCUGCUGACAGGAGGCCUCCACACAGCCAGCAGGACCACUGUUUCCCUGACUGAGAAUUCUCAUAAAGUUCAUUUCCUAUAGGUACUAGAUGUGGAGGAAGAGGGAAUUUUUAAAAAAUUUGAAAUACAAUUCCUCUCCUUUUUAAUGGAAACCAUAGGGAGCCUUGAGUUUUUCCAGCCCAUCCUUCCCUACCCACCUCCUCUCCUCCAAGUAACAGAAGCAGAAAUGUUCUGGGAUGAGUCUUUCUAGCGGUAUGGGUGAUCUCUGAGCAAUAAACCCCAUCAGAGGCCUUGCCAUUUUUCCUGCCCAGGACAUACUGGGACACUUCAAAGGGGAAAAAGUUACCAAUCUUCUAGCCUUUCCUGCAUGGGAUCCUCCCCCAUUCUGUCCAGAGGUAAGACUCGAGAGCCCCCUCGGGGCAGGUCGUAAUUUUGACUUUCAUGUUGGCCUGGUUAAAAACUCCCUGUCACUCCCCUAUAUACAGACAUAGGUACAUGUAUACAUAUAUGUGUGUGUAUAUAUAUAUGAGAUAGAGAUCUAUUUUUGUUCUUGAAAUUGUUUAAAAAAAAAGGAAAAAAUGUACUACUGAUUUAGCUUGGGUUUUUCAAAGAGAUGCUCAUAAUUGUAUGACGGUAUUAAAGAGAAAAGCACCAAAA